This is a messenger RNA of Nicotiana attenuata, 573 nucleotides long. RefSeq lists its product as uncharacterized. The record is from RefSeq and is a predicted model, not a curated record. The transcript has 2 exons. The coding region runs from base 1 to 573 and encodes 190 amino acids. Lineage: Eukaryota; Viridiplantae; Streptophyta; Magnoliopsida; Solanales; Solanaceae.
AUGACCAAUGGAACUCCUUAUACAUCUUCAACUCCUGCUAUUUCUCGCACCGCCUUCCAUGAGGACGACUAUACUCAUCCAUGUCAUCAUCCCUAUGUGCAUCCAUCAGAUGUUUUGGGGACCUCGUUGGUCUCCACUCCGUUUGAUGGAACAGGAUAUGGUAGUUGGAGGCGUAAUGUCCUUGUUGCACUCUCAAUUAGAAACAAACUAGAUUUUAUAAAUGGAAACUACCAGAAGCCUUCAUCUACUUCACCUCUUGCCAGACAAUGGCAGAGUUGUAAUGACAUUGUCAUCUCCUGGUUGGUAAACUCCUUGUCUAAGGAAAUAUCUCGCAGUGUGGAGUAUUCAGAGUUUGCAAGGGAAAUUUGGAAUGAGUUAGAAGAGAGAUAUGGUAUGGCUGAUGGUGCUAGAGUUUUUGAACUUAAGAAAGAGGUGUGUUCUUGUGGGGCUAAGUCUGCAGAAGAUGAGGAACAGAGGGCUUAUCGGUUUUUAAUGGGUUUGAAUGAUACAUAUAUCCAAACCAGAGGUAAUAUUCUGAUGAUGAAGACACUUUCUUCAGUUGGAGCUGUGUAG